AUGCCUUUCUCUCAGAAUUCAAAGGUUGGCGAGACUUCACAAGCCCUGAAGGAAGGCUUGAAGGGUGCGUUCGGGACGCCUCCGGGAUACAGACCAGCACAUGCGAGAGGUAUUCUACUUAGCGGGACGUUCAAACCAACAUCAGAGGCAGCCUCUUUGUCAUCAGCUCCGCACUUGAACACCCCAUCCACGCCAGUCAUCGGCCGCUUCUCAAACUCCACUGGUAUCCCCGUGAUACCGGACAAUGACCCGAAUGCCAAUCCAAGAGGCUUCGCGGUCCGUUUCACUCUCCCAGAGAAAAACGGCCGGAGACAACACACCGACGUUAUCGCUCACUCCACUCCAUUCUUCCCAGUUAAUUCAGGUGAAGGCUUCCUAGCCUUACUGCAGGCGCUGGGCGCCUCAGCCGCGCCUAACGCACCAAAGAACCCAUCGCCCAUUGAAGCUUUCCUCGGCAAGAACCCCUCAGCCGCUGCAUUUGUGGGGGCGCCAAAGCCCUUUCCCACCAGCUUCGGGGCGGAGAAAUUCUUCGGCGUCAACGCGUUCAAGCUGGUCUCCUCUGACGGGAAGGAAACCUUCGUACGCUACCGCAUCACGCCGGAUGCCGGCGAGUCGCACAUCACUGAUGACGAGGCCAAGGGCAAAGAUGCCGCGUACCUGCACAACGAGAUCCAGACGCGCAUCAUCGACGGUGGUGUCAGCUUCAGCUGGUGGGCACAGAUUGCGGAGGAAGGUGAUAUUACCAAUGAUGCCACGGAGCGUUGGCCUGAAGACCGCAAACUUGUGAAAUUGGGCACUAUUACCUUGGAUAAGAUUGCGGACGACAAUGACGAAGAGCAGCGCACGAUCAUCUUCGACCCCAUCCCUAGAGUUGCGGGCAUCAAUGUCAGUGAUGACCCGCUCUUGGAUCAGAGAGCAGAUCUCUACUUGCGUAGUGGCAAGGAGAGGAGAGCCGCAGGUCCUCACCAUUGA
Exophiala aquamarina CBS 119918 is the source of this 972-nucleotide messenger RNA. RefSeq names its product catalase. The coding region runs from base 1 to 972 and encodes 323 amino acids. The record is from RefSeq and is a predicted model, not a curated record. Gene Ontology annotation, biological process: hydrogen peroxide catabolic process; response to hydrogen peroxide. NCBI's taxonomy places the organism in Eukaryota, Fungi, Ascomycota, Eurotiomycetes, Chaetothyriales, Herpotrichiellaceae. Gene Ontology annotation, cellular component: peroxisome; cytoplasm; mitochondrion. Gene Ontology annotation, molecular function: heme binding; catalase activity. The transcript is spliced from 2 exons.